UGGGGGGGCGGGGUAUGGAUCGCUGUGCGGCGCAGGGCGGCUGGCACAAACGGCGGCGCCGGGGCCGGAGGAAAAAGCUCGCUACCCUGACGAGUCCCUUGCCAAGCCCCUAGGGACGGCAGAGGACUUGGGGAUCAGCAAGCACCCCCAGGGCACGAGAAGAGUCCCCGCUGCUUGCCCUGCCUCACCCUGCCCCACGCCAGGCCCGGCGGCCCCCGGCUGCAUCAAGUGGAGGAGGAGGCAGAGGAGGGUGGCACCAUGGGCCUGGGCCGUGCCCUCCAUGCCCGGGGGAUGAAGACAUUGCUGCCAUGGACAGCCCAUGCCAGCCACAGCCCCUGAGUCAGGCUCUCCCUCAGUUGCCAGGGUCUGUGUCAGAGCCCUUGGAGCCUGGACGAGCCAGUAUGGGGGUGGAGAGUUACCUGUCCUGUCCCCUGCUACCUUCCUACCACCAUCCAGCAGCACCUGGUGAGGCCUCGGCAGGGAGUGGGACUCCCAGAGCCACAGCCACCUCUGCCAGCCCCCUGCGGGAGGGCUUCGGUGGGCAGGAUGGUGGUGAGCUGCGGCCGCUGCAGAGUGAAGGUGCUGCGGCACUGGUCACCAAGGGGUGCCAGCGACUGGCGGCCCAGGGCGCCCGGCCUGAGGCCCCAAAACGGAAAUGGGCAGAGGAUGGUGGGGAUGCCCCUUCACCCUGCAAGCGGCCCUGGGCCAGGCAAGAAAACCAGGAGGCAGAGGGGGAGGGUGGCAUGGGCUGCCGAAGCGGCAGUGGCAAGGCAAGUGCCGGACCAAGGGAGGAGGCACUGCCCUCCGCCCUAGAGCGCUUGGCUCUGGACUAUAUUGUACCCUGCAUGCGGUUCUAUGGCAUCUGCGUCAAGGACAGCUUCCUGGGGGCGGCACUGGGCGGUCGUGUGCUGGCCGAGGUAGAGGCUCUGAAGCGGGGUGGGCGCCUGCGUGAUGGGCAGCUAGUGAGCCAGCGGGCUAUCCCGCCGCGCAGCAUCCGCGGGGACCAGAUCACCUGGGUGGAAGGCAACGAGCCAGGCUGCCGUAGUAUAGGUGCCCUCAUGGGCCACGUGGAUGCUGUGAUCCGCCACUGCACUGGGCAGCUGGGCAACUACAUCAUCAAUGGGCGCACCAAGGCCAUGGUGGCGUGUUACCCAGGCAACGGGCUGGGAUACGUGAGGCACGUUGACAAUCCCCACGGCGAUGGGCGCUGCAUCACCUGUAUCUAUUACCUGAAUCAGAACUGGGAUGUUAAGGUGCAUGGCGGCCUGCUGCAGAUCUUCCCUGAGGGCCGGCCUGUGGUAGCCAACAUCGAGCCCCUCUUUGACCGGUUGCUCAUUUUCUGGUCUGACCGGCGGAACCCCCACGAGGUGAAGCCAGCCUAUGCCACCAGGUACGCCAUCACUGUCUGGUAUUUUGAUGCCAAGGAGCGGGCAGCAGCCAAAGACAAGUAUCAGCUAGCAUCAGGACAGAAAGGUGUCCAAGUACCUGUAUCACAGCCGACUACGCCCACCUAGUGGCCAGCCCCACAGCUGCAUGGACAGACAACUUGCUCUGACUUCAGGCGAGCCUGGGCCCUGUGCCAGCAGCCCCCCAGUCUCGGGUGCCUGCUCCUUCCCCGCCACCACUGCUGCUUCUGACUUUGCCUCUGUCCUGCCUGGUGUGGAGGGCUCUGUCUGUCACUGAGGACCAAGAAGGAGGAGAGACCUCUGCUGCCCCAUGACCGGGGCUGGGGUUGUGACCUGGGCAGGGGCCAGCAUUGGGGGCUGCCAUUACUGAAGCUGGGACCUGUGUCCUGCCCUGUCUAGUUAUGCCCCCAUUAGGUGUGGAGAGCUGGGAGGAGGCAUUGGCACCUCCCACCAGGAUGCAGGAUUUGGGGUUGGGGUGAGUCAUGGCCUCUUGCUGGCAAAGGUUUGUGCGGGGGAUAUCCUCAAGCCCCUCUACUCCUCCAGCCUGGAAUGUGAAGUGACUCCCCAACCCCACUGGCCAUGGCACCUUUUGGACUGGGCUGCUUGGGCAGGGUAAAAGGUGCCAGGAGGAGAACAGGUGUGGAAGUCCUGUCAGCCAAGAAAGAAGUAAAAGUUUACCUCAGAGCUGUGCA
Molecule: messenger RNA, 2098 nt
Organism: Cynocephalus volans (Philippine flying lemur)
Lineage: Eukaryota; Metazoa; Chordata; Mammalia; Dermoptera; Cynocephalidae
Gene: EGLN2
Product: egl-9 family hypoxia inducible factor 2
Exons: 6
Coding region: 309-1514 (401 amino acids)
Biological process (GO): peptidyl-proline hydroxylation to 4-hydroxy-L-proline; cellular response to hypoxia
Cellular component (GO): cytoplasm; nucleus
Molecular function (GO): peptidyl-proline 4-dioxygenase activity; L-ascorbic acid binding; ferrous iron binding
Source: RefSeq, a predicted model, not a curated record